UCACUAAUAAAUAGUACUGUUUCUUUCCCAGAUAAAUGGCCCGUUCUUACCAAGAUUUUGAGCCUGAUUGCCAGUACAGAAAAGGAGAAGCUCAAGACAUUAUUGAAUUUCAACUCAAAGAUUUUAAAAAAGACCAGCUGAAAGUUCACUUCGGCAGUAAUGGUGUCAUAACGGUUUCCGGUGAACGGCCCGUCGAAGGAGGUAAAUGGAUUCAAUUCCGGAAGGAAUUUACCACUCCUAAAGACUGCAAAGCAACCGAAAUUCGGGCAAGAUUCAGCUCCGGUUUUCUCUAUGUAACAAUACCAAAGAAGAUUGUGUCUUCGCAUGUUUCCCAAAAGGAUCCACUUCCACCAGUGCAGCAAGCGACGACAGCAUCCCCGUCGUCAUCGCCUGUUCAACAUCGCCAAAUUGGAAAUGUUACCGGCAAGAGUUCUGGCGGUGUUGCGGCUGAAAAUGCUGUAUCGUCUACGGCACGCCCCAAUGGGUCUAUUUGGAGGCUUAAGAUGGAGGGAAAGACAGCAGUGAUGAUUGGAGCAAGUCUGGUGAUAGUGAUCGGACUGCUGUUUGUUGUGUUGUUUUAUGUGUUCAAGUAUUAUGAUCCCAUGAAGAAGAAUGUUUAGAAUUUAUUCAAAUCCUUUGAAUUGAUUCGUUUCAGGUCUUUGAUG
This is a messenger RNA of Hibiscus syriacus, 665 nucleotides long. RefSeq lists its product as uncharacterized. Bases 36 to 620 code for a protein of 194 amino acids. The transcript is spliced from 2 exons. The record is from RefSeq and is a predicted model, not a curated record. Lineage: Eukaryota; Viridiplantae; Streptophyta; Magnoliopsida; Malvales; Malvaceae.